GCCGAGCCCUGGGCAAGUGGUGCGCCCACAAGCCCAGCGGCACAUCAUGGAUCAAUAGGGCGGACCGCAAGGCGCGCAGGCAAUGCGGUAUCCACAAGGGUUCUGUUUACAAAGGGACCCCGCCACCCAAGAACCUUGUCAAGCUUGCUGAUGGUCUCGCUUCGGUUCGGGAGGAGGCACUCGCCAAGCAGGUUGCUGAGUUGCAGGGGAAGAAGAUGGCCAAGCUCAAGGUGUCACCACCUACGCCUUCAGCUGAGCCGCCUCCGUGGUCCCAAGCAGGUGACAGCGACAUUGAUCAGAAGCGCGCUCGCCUGGCCAAGUUGGGUCGCAGCCUGGCCGAGCUGGACGACGAAGGUGAUGCAGCCGAAGAACGCAUCACCAGUCAGUUGGCAGCCGCCAAGCCCCAAGAGGCCAAUGCGGCCAACCUCAACAACAGGCGACGGACCUCCAAGGCCAAGCUCGCGGGCCUCGCAAAUAAGGAGCGCGCGGCCGAGGAGGCAGUGGCGGCUGCCCAGGCGUUCAUGCAUGGGCUCGAGGCGACGAUGCAGCAGUUUGACACAGCGCUGCGAUCCUUGGGCGCCAGUGAAAGUUUUUUGCAGCGGGCGCGCGUGCGAUGGCUGAGAUGGCGCAGAGGCUCAAGUCGCAACGCGAUGGGCCCGCUCAGUCUGUUCCAGAGCCUGGCGAACCAUUACCUCCAACACCUCCUGCAGAACGGGAGGCUGGCCGCGCCGACGGCAUGGAAGUGGAUGAGGGGGCUCAGGCAACAGCGCACGUUGGCACCAUGGAUGAUGCUACUCUUCGUGCUGGAGACAUGUGGAGACAGCGCAGCAGAGCAGGCACCAGUCGACGGACAUGAACAGGAUGAGGCGAAGACGGAGCAGGAGUUGCGCGAGCAACUCAAGCGUCACCUCACCGCCACGUUCACG
Prorocentrum cordatum is the source of this 926-nucleotide messenger RNA. The record is from the annotation of a GenBank genome assembly. NCBI's taxonomy places the organism in Eukaryota, Dinophyceae, Prorocentrales, Prorocentraceae.